UUCAAGGAGGGGCAGAUCGUGUCCUUCCUCUGUUCUCACCACACCAAAUUGAAUCUUCCUCUUCUCUCUCUCUCUCACUCUCAUCAGCCAAUUCAAACUUCAACCUCUCUCUCUCUCUCUUCUUUUUCCAAAUCUUAACAGAAACCCUAGAGAUAUUCAUCCAUUCAUCCAUCCAUCAACCCUUCUUUCCGAUCAAACAUCUAGGGUUUCUGUUACUAAUUUCACAAAAAAAAACUUGCUUUCCACUGCCUAUAGAUUCCUUGUUUCGGCGUCUUCAACUGGUUUGAUCCGCUUCGAUCUCUUCGAUACUUGAGUUUGUUGCAGUUCAUAGAUCAGAAAUGGAGGCGAUCGAAGAAUUGGUGCAGCUGUCGGAUUCGAUGCGGCAGGCGGCGUCUUUGCUUAACGAUGAAGAUGUUGACGAAAACUCAUCGGCGUCUUCCAGGCGUAGCUCCACAUUUCUCAACGUUGUUGCUCUUGGCAAUACGGGUGCGGGCAAGUCAGCAGUUUUGAACAGUUUGAUUGGACAUCCUGCUUUGCCAACUGGUGAAGGUGGUGCCACCCGUGCGCCUAUAUGCAUUGACUUAAACAGGGAUGAAAACUUAAGCAACAAAACAAUUGUGCUGCAGAUUGAUAGUAAAUCCCAAUCAGUGUCUGCAAGUGCUCUUCGUCGUUCUUUACAAGAUAGACUAAGUAAAAUAUCGAGCAAGAGUCACGACGAAAUAUAUUUGAAGCUUAAGACGAGUACAGCCCCGCCUCUAAAAUUGAUUGACCUGCCCGGAGUCGAGAAAGGGAAUCUGGAUGAUUCAUUGAGUGAAUAUGCUCAGCACAAUGAUGCAGUUUUGUUGGUUAUAAUACCCGCUGCUCAGGCACCAGAGGUUUCCUCUGCUAAGGCUCUUAGAAUUGCAAAGGAAUAUGAUGGAGAAUGUACAAGAACGAUUGGUGUUAUUAGCAAAGUUGACCAAGCAUCUGCAGAUCCAAAAGUUGUUGCUGCUUGUCAAGCACUUCUUUUGGGUCAAGGACCACGGAGUGCAGCUGAGAUUCCAUGGGUUGCUCUAAUUGGUCAAUCAGUUUCCAUUGCUUCAGCACAAUCAGGAAGUUUGGGGUCCGAUAACUCAUUAGAAACUGCAUGGCGGGCCGAAAGUGAAAGUUUGAAAUCUAUAUUGACAGGAGCUCCACAAAACAAGCUUGGUAGAUUAGCUUUGGUUGAAACCCUAGCUCAUCAAAUCCGUAGCCGUAUGAAAAUUAGACUUCCAAGCCUUUUAUCAGGGCUUCAGGGGAAAUCUCAGAUUGUGCAAGAUGAGUUGGUAAGGCUUGGAGAAUCAAUGGUUAGCAGUUCUGAAGGUACAAGGGCUUUGGCCUUGGAACUUUGCCGUGAAUUUGAGGACAAGUUUCUUCAACACAUUAUGACCGGAGAGGGUAGCGGGUGGAAAGUGGUGGCAAGUUUUGAGGGUAACUUUCCUAAUAGGAUCAAGCAGCUUCCUCUAGACAGACAUUUUGAUAUAAAUAAUGUCAAGAGGAUUGUGCUAGAGGCAGAUGGUUACCAACCUUAUCUUAUAUCUCCAGAAAAAGGACUUCGGUCUUUAAUCAAAGGUGUAUUAGAGCUUGCCAAAGAACCAUCACGUCUCUGUGUUGACGAGGUUCAUCGUGUGCUUGUGGAUAUAGUUUCAGCAUCAGCAAAUGCAACGCCUGGGCUUGGAAGAUAUCCCCAUUUCAAGAGAGAGGUUGUGGCAAUUGCCACUACUGCCUUGGAGGAUUUUAAGAAUGAUGCAAAGAAGAUGGUGGUUGCUCUUGUUGACAUGGAGCGUGUGUUUGUUCCACCUCAGCACUUCAUCCGAUUGGUCCAGAGAAGGAUGGAUAGGCAAAGACGAGAGGAAGAGAUCAAGAACAAAUCUUCCAAGAAGGCCGUGGAUGCAGAACAGUCCUUACUAAACAGGUCGGCUAGUCCUCAAACAGGAGGGAACUUAAAAUCAACGAAGGAUAACAAGGAUGCACAAGAGGGACCUGUUUUAAAAACCGCAGGAGCUGAUGGGGAGAUAACAGCAGGAUAUUUAUUAAAGAAAAGCUCAAAAGCUAAUGGAUGGAGUAAAAAGUGGUUUGUUUUAAAUGAAAAAACCGGGAAGCUUGGUUACACUAAUAAAGUAGAAGAGAAGAAUUUCCGUGGUGUGAUCACCUUGGAGGAAUGCAAUAUAGAAGAAAUUGAAGAGGAAGAACCCCCAGCCAAGAGUUCAAAGGAUAAAAAAUCAAAGGCAGAAGAAAAGGCACCCAGUCUGGCAUUCAAGAUAACAAGCAAGGUUGCAUACAAGACUGUUUUAAAAGCUCACAGUGCUGUAGUAUUAAAGGCCGAGAGUGCUGCAGAAAAAGUAGAAUGGUUAAACAAAUUGAGAAGUGUUGUUGGUGCCAAAGGAGGUCAAGUCAUUACCAAGGAAAAUGGUCUGCCUAUUCGCCAUAGUCAAUCGGAAGGCUCUCUUGAUACAAUGGUUAGAAAACCUGCAGACCCAGAGGAAGAACUUCGUUGGAUGGCUCAGGAAGUACGAGGCUACGUCGAGGCUGUUCUCAACAGCCUUGCAGCCAAUGUUCCAAAGGCAGUUGUUCUUUGCCAAGUGGAAAAAUCUAAAGAGGAUAUGCUUAAUAAGUUAUACAGUUCUGUAAGUACCCAAAGUACGCCAAGGAUUGAGGAGCUGCUUCAAGAGGACAGUAAUGUUAAGCGCAAAAGAGAGAAAAUCCAGAAACAAUCGAGCCUGCUUUCUAAACUCACCAGACAACUAAGCAUUCACGAGAAUAGAGCAGCUGCAGCCUCAGGAGCCAUGUCAAAUGGUACUACUAGUCCUGCAGAGUCUCCAAGAAGCAAUGGACCAUCAUCGGGUGAUGACUGGAGAUCUGCUUUCGAUGGUGCUGCUAAUGGACCAACGAGCCUCGGCUCUAGGCUUGGGUCUAAUGGUCAUAGGCGCAGGAAUAGUGACCCUUCGGAGAACGGUGAUGUGGGUUCAGGAUCAAACUCUGGCAGCCGCCGCACCCCAAACCGGUUGCCACCAGCACCACCUGGUUCUGGUUAUAGGUUUUAGAUUGAUUAUUGUUAGUUUAAAGAAAUGAAAUUGAAUCUGGUUACUAUUACAUUACGAUGUUUAUAGUAUGUUUUUGUAGAGUUGUUUUGUAGAUAUGACAUGGUAUGGUAUGGUUUGGUUUUCUACUGUUGAUUUUGUAGUUUGCGGAUUGAGGUGUGUUUGGUUUUGGGUUUUGUAUACAUAAGACAGGCAUGGAUUUAUCAUAUCAAAAACAUGUAUUGUUUCAAUUUUUGGCUA
This is a messenger RNA of Helianthus annuus (common sunflower), 3299 nucleotides long. RefSeq names its product dynamin-2B-like. The transcript has 22 exons. The coding region runs from base 339 to 3062 and encodes 907 amino acids. NCBI's taxonomy places the organism in Eukaryota, Viridiplantae, Streptophyta, Magnoliopsida, Asterales, Asteraceae. The record is from RefSeq and is a predicted model, not a curated record. Gene Ontology annotation, cellular component: cytoplasm; microtubule; membrane. Gene Ontology annotation, molecular function: GTP binding; GTPase activity; microtubule binding.